Molecule: messenger RNA, 4320 nt
Organism: Elgaria multicarinata webbii
Lineage: Eukaryota; Metazoa; Chordata; Lepidosauria; Squamata; Anguidae
Gene: CFH
Product: complement factor H
Exons: 23
Coding region: 136-3831 (1231 amino acids)
Source: RefSeq, a predicted model, not a curated record
AGGAAUGAAUAGUGAAAAAAAAGCUUAAGCAAGGUCAUUUCUUGGAACAGCUAGGAAAGGCAAAGUGCAGGCAGGCAGAGGAAAACAACCAGAAAUUUUUGGGGAAAGGGCGAGGGCCCUCUGCAAGGCUCUGAAAUGACAUUCCGUUUGCUGGGCUGUACUGUUCUGCUCCUACUCGGGGUGCAUUGCAGUGCACAAAAUGAUCAAAAUGACUGUGGACCACCACCCAGAAAAGAAAUUGAAGAACUUGCAGACCCCUCAGACAAAGAGUCUUAUUCACAUGAUGAAAUAGUAUUUUACAAAUGCCGCCCUGGCUACAUAACACUUGGACGCAUUAGAUAUCGAUGUAACAAUGGAAACUGGGGAAAGGUUUUCCCACCAGUAGACUGCAGAAAAAAGUCUUGUGGACAUCCUGGAGACAUCAUGUUUGGCUCUUUUGAACUCAUCCAUGGAGAUGAAUUUGUGUUUGGUGUUCGUGUUGUGUAUCGGUGUGAUGAAGGAUAUCAGAUGCUCAGCCAAACAAAUUAUCGUGAUUGUCGGGCACAUGGAUGGACCAAUGAUGUCCCUCAUUGUGAAGUAAGGAAGUGUUUCCCAGUAAAAGGACCUGAAAAUGGAAGGAUUAUUAUGACUGGAAUACAAGACCUGGACCAAGAAUUUCUAUUUGGUCAGGUGGUACGAUUUGAAUGCAACGUGGGCCUCAAACUCAAGGGAUCUGAGCAAAUCUUUUGCACAGCCCACGGAAACUGGAGUGCAUCUGUACCCAAAUGCGAAGAAAUAACUUGCGAACCGGAAGAUAUUGAACAUGGAAGUAUAAUAGCUCCAAAGACACUUUACAGGGAUGGCGAUCGAAUACAGUUUUCCUGUGAUCAUGGCUAUAAACAUAUCGGGAGAUCUGAUGCAAUAUGCACUCAUAAUGGAUGGAAUACAAGGCUUGCAUGUACAGAAAUUAUAUGCCUCCCUCCACAAGUACAAAAUGGUAUUUUCCAGCCUAAGGAGAAUCAGUACAGGUAUGAAGAUAUCAUCCAAAUGCAGUGUGAUCGCGGGUAUAAGGGCAGUGGACAAAUUUCCAAAUGCACUGAGAGUGGAUGGACACCUCCCCCCAAGUGUAUGCUGGGCUGUGACUAUCCCAUUAUAGAAAAUGGAAGAUUAGAUGCUUAUUAUGAAGACAGGAGGGUCAACAACAUUCCAGUCUUACUCGGACAUCCAGUCCAGUUCAGAUGCAAUCGUGGUUUUCUGACAUCAAAUGGGUAUGAAUCGAUACGAGUUCAGUGUACCAGAUCGGGCUGGAAUCCGGAACCAAAAUGCCUCAAAAUAUGUCGAGAUGAUGUACAAGUGCCACAUGGUCGGCUCCAUGGUUCCUAUUGGGGGAGAGAGUACAUAGAAGGUCAAGGCCUUUCAUAUACAUGCGACAGGGGAUUCUCCCCUGCAGAUCCGCACGCAAGGGCCAGGUGCACAAAAGAUGGCUGGUCACCCAAUCCACUUUGUGUCCCUGAAGAAACACUACAUACAUGUGAAAACAUCCCUGUGCUUCAUGGCUUUUUCUUUGAAACAAGGGAAAGGUUUCCUCUCAACGAGAGAGCAAAAUAUCGCUGUCAGAGUGGCUUCACGACUUUAGAAGGACACAACACAGGAGAGACACAGUGCCUUGUAAAAGGAUGGGAACCAGAGCCAAAGUGUGUCCAAACAUGCUCAAAGCCAUCAGAAGAGAAUGCUAUCUUCAACACAACAAAAUCAGUUUUCUUACCUGAGGAAACACUUAACUAUCAAUGUAAAGAUGGGUUUGAAACCCUUAAAAAGACCUCUGGUGACCAGAUCGCAUGCACAGGGAAUGGAUGGGUUCCAAAUCCUGGAUGUCAGUUAAUACAAUGUGAAACUUUGUCUCUGGAAAACGGGACUGUUCAUCCGAGAAACGAACGGUAUUUCCCCAAAGAUGUGGUGCAUUUUUCCUGUAUCAGACCACAGCACAGAGUUGGGCCUAGCUCUGCCCAGUGUUAUAACUUUGGAUGGUCUCCACAGCCUCCAACUUGCAAAGAAACGGUCAACCCUUGUCAGCCACCACCCGACAUUUCAAACGGAACUAUGAUCGGUGACCCUGCUGAAGGAUAUAAACAUGGUGAGAUGGUGGAAUAUGAGUGUAAUUUGAAAUUUAUUAUGUCUGGAUCAAAGAAGAUUAUGUGUCUUGAUGGGAAAUGGACAACUUUACCAUCUUGCACAGAAGUGGAAGAAAAAGUCUGUGGACGACCUCCCAAUAUUACAAAAGGAUAUGCUCGCAGCUUUGACUCAGACAAAUAUUUUCAUGGAGAAACUGUGAACUAUGAAUGUGAACAAAAUUUUGUCAUUGUCGGGACCAACCCAGCCAAGUGUCUCCAAGGAGAGUGGGAGUUUCCUUCAUGUAUUAAUCAUGCAAAAAGAUGUCUGCGUCCACCGAAUGCAAUGUCGCUGAAUUUUCUGAAACAGCAAUAUGACAACAGUGAAGUUGUAACCUACAGCUGUGACUCCAAUCUACAUGAAACAAAAUGUGUUAAUGGAAAAUGGUUGCCCAAGGUAGAAUGCAAAGAACUCUGCCCGCUGCCACCUCAGCUUCCAAAUGCCGUCACCAUAGCUGAGCUGAAAAACUACGAGAAUGGUGAAGAGAUAAGCUUCAGAUGUAAGGCGCAUUUCCUUCUUAAAGGCCCUCAAACAAUAUUGUGUGAAGAUGGAAGGUGGCAAACACCACCAGAGUGCAUUGAUUUACGUUGUAGCGACCCCCCUACAAUUGACCAUGGUGAGGUAGUAAAGGGAAUAAACAGCACGCCGAGGAAAUAUCUUCCUAGUGUAAAUGUGCAUUAUCUUUGCCAUGAAGGUUUUCUCAUUAGUGAGCCAAGCUAUACAACAUGUCGAAAUAAGGAGUGGUCCAAAGUACCAUCUUGCACAGAAAAACCAUGUGGAAAGCCCCCCAAACACAACAGUGUUAUAUUUGUUGGACGCCCAAAAACCAGCAAUGCACCUGGGACAACAAUGCACUACAAGUGCCGUCAACAUUUAACUGCUGAAGGACCACUAAAUGUGACCUGUCAAAGAGGAGCAUGGCCACAAUCUCCUACCUGUCAAGAUAGAACCUGUGGACACCCACCUAGAGUUGCCAAUGCCGACAUUGUGGAUGGUACAGCAAACGUCUAUCUGCCUGGCCACCAAGUGCGUUAUCAAUGUCGUGAAGGUUUUGAAAUGCCUGAAUCCGACACUAUAACAUGUGAGAAUAAGAAGUGGUCACAAGCACCAAGAUGUGAAGAUGUUACAUGUUCUCCUCCACCUCAUAUUCCUGAUGGUCAGAUUUAUGAACUAAGAAAGCAGAGAUAUUUGCCUUUUGAGAAGGUGAGGUACCAUUGUCACCAACCUUACAGUCUUUCUGGACCUCCCACAGUAAUGUGUUCGAACAAACGAUGGACAGCAGUACCAAGAUGCAUAGAUAAUGCAGGGAAAUGUUAUCGCCCACCUGCUAUAGAAAAUGGAGAUACCGUGAACAUUCCCAAACCAGAAUAUAUGCCAGGCGAUUGGGUGCGAUAUCAGUGCCAAAAUCUCUACAUAAUGGAAGGAUCUCCAGAUGUACAAUGUUACCAUGGUCAUUGGUCAAACAUACCAAGAUGCAUAGUUCCUUGUACAGCAACUGAAGAAGAUAUGAGGCAUAACAAUAUACGGCUAAGGUGGAGAAAAAAUGAAAAAGUGUAUUCAGAAUCUGGAGAUGAAAUAGAAUUUAGCUGUGUAAGCGGUUAUCGGAGUGAUCCAUCCUCCCAAGCUCCAUUCAGAGCACAAUGUAGAAAUGGCAAGUUGGAAUAUCCAAGAUGCAUAAGAUGAAUGGGAUUAAGCAUGCAGCAGACAUUUUUAACCAGAAGCAUAUGAUCUUCAAUAAUCAUUGAUCACUUAUUUUUCAGACUAUCAAAUCAAGCUUUUUUUUUUUUUACGAAUAUGUUUUUCAUGGAUGAUAUGCAGCUGUUCACAAUGGAUCAUGGAUGUAAAAUGGAAAACUUAUUUCAUGGAAGCCACACUUCCAAUGUUUGUCAGGGGUAAAGUUAUAAAAUGGCUGUAAUUAUAGGAUUCCGCCCACUUACAAUAAAAUUCAGUUAAAAACAUUUCAAGUCUGACAUUACAGAAAGAAGCAUCAGCUAUACAAGGGUUUGCAUAUGCAUUUCUCAGCCUAGACAUCUGAGCUUUCAAUUUGAACUUGCAGACAGAACUAUACAGUGACUGUGUAUAAUUGCACUGGAUUAUUGUUAUUUUUUUGCCUGUACAGACUUUAUGUUCAUUUUAAAAAAUGAAAUAAAAAUACUUAUUUGCAAAACUGAA